Molecule: messenger RNA, 1305 nt
Organism: Moneuplotes crassus
Lineage: Eukaryota; Ciliophora; Spirotrichea; Euplotida; Euplotidae
Source: the annotation of a GenBank genome assembly
AUGAAGUCUUCUUUGUGCAUCCUUCUUGCAUGUUUAGUCUUUGCUUCUGCAACAAAUAUUCCUGAAGGAGGACUUUCUUCACAGUUCAGCAUUAAUUGUUUUCAUACUUUGGAUUACACCUUUUUUAAUCUGGAACCUUUGAGAAAGCAAGGAGAUGGAGAAUUCCAUACUAUGAUCAGAACAGUUGGAGGUGUAGAUGAGUAUGAAGUCAACUUCGACUUCUGUGAAGCCUUACCUGAAGUAAGAUCUUGCAAAGACGUCAGCCCUUUGGCAGUUGAAUCAAACCGUGAAGAACAAUUUGCUGAUUCUUGUCGCCAGCUUACCAAACAUCAUGGUCAGGAUCAAGACGUUUCUCUCCAAAAAACUGACUCAGAGAAUUCUGAGAGAUUUAUCCAGAUUAGUCAUACUACUAAUCUCCAAUGUGAGGGAGAAACCAAUUUUGGAGUUACUUUUGAGAUUUUCUGUGAUAAAGAUCAGCAGGAUCUUCCUGUUUUCACCGAAAAUGUUGCUAAGUCUACUGACUGCAGGCCAGUCUUCAGAACCCAUCACAAUGGUGGCUGCCAGGUCGGAGACCUUGGAGCUCUUUGGAGAUUUGUUGAAGCAAACAGUAUCAUCUUUGGUAUCGCUUCCAUGGUUAUUGGAUUUUAUAACUUGAUUCUUGGUAGAAAAUUCAUUAAGCCAACAAUUGGCUUGAUCUUUUUGGUCACAGUAGUUGCUGUCAUCAUGUUUUUCUUCUACGUAUUUUUCCUUCCAAGAACCACUGCUAAAUGGGUUGGAUGGCUGAUCCUUUCGAUUUCGGUGGUCCUUGGAGGAAUUGUAGGAUUUUUUGCAUCGAAGUUAGUGCGUAUUGGAGUUAUUGUCUUAGGAUUCUGGGCAGGUGUCGGUAUUGGUCUGCUUCUCAACAAUCUUGUGUUCUACCACAUCAACCAUGUCUCAGUAGUAUGGAUCUUAAUGGGAGUAUUUGGACUCACUCUCUCUGUGCUUUCUUUCUUCUGGUAUAACUACAUUGUAAUUAUUUGCACCUCGAUUCUUGGCUCUUACUUCUUUGUCAGAGGAAUUGCUCUGAUGGCUGGAGGUUAUCCAAAUGAGUUUACCAUUUAUUCAAGCAUUCGCAAUAAUUCUUUCCAGGGCAUGCCAGGUACCUUCUGGGCUUAUGUUGCUGGAAUGGUUGUUGCCUGUGCUCUCGGUAUCAUUAUCCAAUUAUUCAUCAAGAAGAGAGAAGGAAAGAAAGAAACUGAUGAUGUUUACAAGAGAGUGUAGGAAGACUGAAGCUAAAACCUAAUAUUGUCUGAGAAAUUCAAUAAC